UAUGGUCGUAGAUGUCGCUUCAGUGGCCGAUUAAAUGGCUUCUGUGUGUAUAUUACUGCGUCAGUAUGUUGCAAAUUUAACGAUUUUAAUAAAUUAAACAACGCCCCGGUUGUAACCGACGAAAUAAUAGUGCAGUGAGAUGUUGAAAAACGUUAAUUCCAUAAAAAUGUUGCCGAAAUGUAUUAAAAUAUACAAAUUUCGGUCAAACUACUAUGGAUAAUUGAGUGUUUUUUCAAAAUGGUGGGUGUUUGUUAUUUGGCUACGAUCAUUAUUUACAUCAUUAGUUCGGCAAGUUGUACGAAAAGCAAAGAUUGUCCAGAAAUUUGCACUUGUUUGGGUUCUUACGUCGACUGUUCGUCGAAAAGAUUGCAAGUAAUUCCAUCGAAUCUUCCAAAAUGGACCACUCACCUCGAUUUACGUAAUAACACCAUUAAAAAACUUAACGACGUUACUUGGAGAAACCUGACUAUCUUAACUGAACUCAUAUUGAACAAAAACGAAAUUUCUGUUAUUCCCAACGACGCGUUCAGUAACCAGAAGCAGCUAAAAAUUCUUGAACUUAACCGAAAUCAGCUGAAGUCCAUUGAAGCUUUAACUUUCAAGUCAUUAGAACGUCUAUAUGUAUUAAAAUUGAAACGAAACCAAAUAACGCAACUCAAAGAUGGGGCCUUCUACGGAUUGUUGUCUAUUGACAAAUUGAUUUUGGAUUACAAUCACAUAUUAGUCAUUUCGAAAGGAUGGCUUUAUGGUUUACAGUCUCUAAAAGAAUUGUCUUUGAACCACAAUUACAUCAAUUUUGUCGAACCUGAGGCUUGGGAGUUUUGUAAAAAACUGGCCCUCUUAGACUUGUCUAAUAACAGGCUAGAAUCGGUCGCAGCUAAUACGUUCAAACAUCUUAACGAUCUCCAAAAACUAGUAUUAAGUAACAAUAAGAUAACAUUUAUUGAAGAAAGAGCUUUUAGCCACUUGCCAAAUCUGAAAUACUUGCAUUUAAAUAACAAUAAAAUCUCGUGGACGAUUGAGGAUGCGAACGGCGUGUUCCAAGGACUGGGCAAUUUGAUUAAGUUUUACCUGGCCGAUAAUAACAUUAAAUCGAUAAGUAAAAACGCCUUUAUUGGAUUGAAGAACGUAACGUAUUUAAAUUUGAACGACAAUAACAUUACCUCAAUCCAAAUGAACGCCUUCUCUGAAGUGCCUUUGCUUUCGGAUCUCGUUAUUAACACCACUUAUUUACUUUGCGACUGUAACAUUCGUUGGUUUUACGAAUGGUUGGACACAAAACAGUUCAAAAUCCGUGCGAUUUGUGCCUAUCCCGAAUGGUUGCGAGGCCAGUCAUUGGUCGAAAUACCAACAUCGAAUUUUACAUGUGACGAACUACCUAAACCGAGAUUAACCGAAGAACCGGAACCAGAAAUAAUGGCUUUAAAAGGAGAAAAUAUUACGUUAAGUUGCACAGCGAUGUCAAGUUCAAACAGCCCUAUGACUUUCCAGUGGAAAAAAGACAACGUCGAUAUAAUUAACAUGAACAUUAACGAAAAUUCCAGUUCCGAUGGUAAAACUACAGAAGCAGUAUCCAAACUCAACAUUUACAGAGUGCAGCAUUCCAAUGCUGGGAAGUACCAGUGUGUUGUGUCGAACAUUUUUGGCACCACGUACUCGCAAAAGUCGAGCAUUUCGGUUCUAAUUUUCCCGACGUUUCUCAAGCGACCUGAUAACGUAACGGUAAAAGCCGGCGACGUCGCCAAAUUAGUCUGCGCGGCUCACGGCGAGCCACAACCGGAAAUCGCCUGGCAGAAAGAUGGCGGAAAUGAUUUUCCGGCGGCCAGAGAAAGACGCAUGCAUGUGUUGCCAGCCGAUGAUAGUUUUUUCAUCUCAAAUGUCAAACCAACGGACAUGGGAAUAUACAGUUGCACUGCACACAACGCCGCUGGUACUAUAGUCACAAACGCCUCGUUGACGGUUUAUGAAAAACCUUCUUUUGUCAAAUCGAUGGAGAAUAAGGAAGUGACCGCUGGCGAAUUGGUGGUGCUUCAAUGUAUGGCCAGUGGGACCCCAAAGCCCACGAUCACGUGGUACAAAAAUGGGGAGCCCAUUCGGGCAACUGAGCGUCAUUUUUUCACCGCGGAGGAACAACUGAUGAUAAUUGUGGACACUGUCCAAUCGGAUUCCGGCAAAUACGAGUGUCAUUUGAAUAAUUCUUUGGGCGAGAAGACCGGAUAUAGUCUACUUAGAGUCAAGCCUGGCUUCGUUAUAGGCAACUUCACGACGACUGACAUGAUGGGUAUUAUAAUAAUAACGGUGGUAUGUUGCGCCGUCGCCACUUCCAUCAUCUGGGUGGUGAUCAUUUACCAAACGCGUCGGCGGAUGCCGCCGCCGGCCGCGCCGCCCCUCGAGGGCCCCCUGGAGCUGGACCGCGGCGUGCAAUUCACCGACAACGCCUCCGACCGGUCAUCGUGCCGCGACAGCGGAACGGGCGAUUCCGCCCGUCGCAGCAACGACGACCUGGCGCACGAAGACUACAAACUGAUAAUUAACGAGGAGCCGCAACCUGGCUGGAAUGUGAUGCGAAUCGCCAGUCUGACUUACAUCCCCGCCGACCCCAACAGCUCGCAUGCGCCGCUCCUUCCAGGCACGCCGUACGUCCGCUCCACGAACCACGACCGACCUGAAACGCCAGACAAGGGGGCGCCGCCAGCAGAACAAAGCGAAACCACGGAUUGAACGCUGCUGGAAGUCAAUUUCCUACUCAAUGGUACAAUUAAGUGUAUAUACUGUAUUUUUUAGUUCCUGUCUUAGAUUAAUCGCGUUUAUUUAAUGUUUUUCGACUGUUGCCGAGUUAUUUAUUAAGUUAUUUAUGUUCGGAGUUACAUAACGACGUCGAACUGAUUUCACACGAGUCGUCGUGACAAUAACCUAAGUUAGGUGAGAUUUAGGCCAGGUUUCACGGAGGCACACUCAACGGUUUUGGCCGUUGGCUGUGUCUAAGUGGAGUUUGGCCGAGAUUUAUACCAAAGCAAGUUGUGAUGCGGUAAAUGACCGGAGGCCUUAUCUAUAAAUAAAAAUAUUUUUCUAGCGAUAUAAUUAUAUUAAAGCGCGUAUUAGAAACGAUACCAGUUAUACAAAUUCCAUUAAACACCAAUUGUGGCGUCGUAUGUAACUUUGGAUGACUUGUCCCAGUUUUAUUACUUCAAAUUCCCGUGAUAUUAUGUUGAUAAGUGGACAUAAUUUUUGUAUAUUUACAAAGUUUUAUUAGUAUACUGCCCAUUAAAAGUAUAAUUCCUGUAGAUAUUACUAUGUUAGUGCAGUUGUAAAGUAUUGAAACGUGUUUGUGUUGACUGUGUUUAUUUAUUAAUGUGUGUAAGCCGUGCGAGUGUCGUCGAUAUUGUUUUUAUUGUGUUAUAAGCAAUCUAUAUUAACACUAUUUUGUUAAUACGUUUUAAAUUUAUGGUAUUUUUUUCGAUAAUUUUUAAGUUCUGUAAUCCCACUUUAUAGUAUUACUAAGUAUACCUCAUUGUGAUUUAUAAUUUUUGUCUAAAAUAAAAUAAUGCCUAUAUUAUAUAAAGUGGUUCUUAGGCUUGCAACAAAACUCACUCCAAGCUGCCGGCUAGGCCAAAAGUGGGCAGCUUGGCGUGCCUUUUGGUUAGUCCCUCCCUUGAAAUACGCUUUUGUAACAAAUGUGCAACUCGGAAGUAUUGGGCAUGCUAAUAGCCUUAUGGCACGUUUUGAUUAAAAGUUUAGUCCUAUUCAAA
Messenger RNA from Tribolium castaneum (red flour beetle), 3749 nucleotides. RefSeq names its product leucine-rich repeats and immunoglobulin-like domains protein 2. Gene Ontology annotation, molecular function: protein binding. The record is from RefSeq and is a predicted model, not a curated record. Bases 238 to 2721 code for a protein of 827 amino acids. The transcript has 11 exons. NCBI's taxonomy places the organism in Eukaryota, Metazoa, Arthropoda, Insecta, Coleoptera, Tenebrionidae.